Molecule: messenger RNA, 4161 nt
Organism: Penicillium brevicompactum
Lineage: Eukaryota; Fungi; Ascomycota; Eurotiomycetes; Eurotiales; Aspergillaceae
Product: putative protein kinase
Exons: 5
Coding region: 1-4161 (1386 amino acids)
Biological process (GO): peptidyl-serine phosphorylation; peptidyl-threonine phosphorylation
Molecular function (GO): ATP binding; protein serine/threonine kinase activity
Source: RefSeq, a predicted model, not a curated record
AUGCCGACAAUUCCACCGCAAACACCGGGGAGAGCUCAGGUGCGGACUGAUAAUUCACGAGCGUCCAAUCUCUCCAACGACUCCGGCUCGGGAGCAGAGACUCCAGCCCGCAGGCGUCUACAAAAGUCCGCUUCGACCAAUUUCCCUCCCAAUAAUUCUAACUAUGAUACCUCCAAUGGGGUCGCCGGGCCGCGCGCGGGUGGGAUGAAUAGGAGAAGAUUGUCAAUUCGAGAUCAAAGAGUCCCCCAGGGCCCACGACCACAAGAAACAUCGCGAUGGAAUAAACCUGGCCCGUAUCUCCAUUCUGGGAACUCAUCCAUUGAUUCUACAAUCGAUUCGAGCAAAAACUUCAACCUUCGAUCUACGAGCGUGGGAAACCUGGCUAAGGCCGACCCCAAUUCAGCGGAGAACAGUGAUUUCCUUGCGCCGAUCAACUUUGACGACUUUCACAACAGCAUCAUGGGCGAGCCUAGUUUGAAUAACUUCCCUAUGCCUGGGAACGGUGGCGCGGGGGAGAACCGCGAUGCUGGUCCGACCAAUCCUUGGGAAAAUCACACAUAUGAGCAGAAUACUUCUGAGCAUACGCGGGGUCCUCCUUCCGCUCGCCGCAAAAGUGAGGUGCAGCGUCCGAAUGGUCAACCUGCCAAUGCAGGGCUCACUGCAUCUUCUGCCAACAUCCGCGCCCGUCGCCAGAGCUUAGCUCAACCGGCGGCUGGAAACACCGCUUCGAGGGGCUCGCGCAAGUCGAUCAGCUCUGGUGCCUUUGCGCCUACAAACGCUUCGGCCAGACGUGCUAGUCUGAGUGCUCGUAAAUUCAGCACGGAUACUACGCAAGCAAACACCGCUUUCCUCCGCCCUAGGACCCAGGACUCCGAUACCAAAGUUCCGUCUGCCGUCCGUAACCUCAAGGCCAAGUCGUUCCAGCCGAGUCCACGAGACCCUCCUGGUUCUUUCUUGACUGCGACUGGUGCUCUUGACCACUCGCGCUCGUCAUCGACCAAUGCUGUGCGGACUCCGGUGAAGAACCCCUCGGGUCCCGCUGCGACCCCUUCCUCGUCCUCAAAACGGGCAUCUGUCAUGCCUCCGCACGCGACUGGGUUGGGUGCUCGUACCAUCAGCCCGACUGAUGCACGACGAAUGAAGCGAAUGUCUAUUGCUCCUCCUGCGCCUCCGAUGCCACACACACCUCCAACUCAGAUGGAGCCUCUUCCCAUCCGCCCCCUUUCUUCAACUCAAUCUCCCUCUCAAAUCCCCAGGAAGAGCGUCACCCCCUCUUCCAGUCGCACCACACCCGACCCAAAUCGGAAGUCAUACAGCUCUGGCUUGUCUGUUUCUUCGAGUACUAGUUAUAACUCAGCGCGCAACUCUGGAAGUUCUCUCCAAAACCGACUGUCUCAGAACUUGUCUUCGUCACGGUUACCGACACCCAAACCAAGGACUGAACAAACCAACUCUAACGGAGAAGAGGUACCACCGGUUCCAGCAAUUCCCAAAGCCUAUGAGUCACCCAAAGGUGAAUUGGAUGCGCCUGUCUUCCCUGCGCCCAGAAAAUCGAGCAUUCCACUUGAUAUCGGUCUUUUGAACAUUAAAGAUUCGGGGUCCAGUCAACAAACGCAAAGUGUGACUCCCGUUGAGAAUUCCGAGCCCGCAGAAUCAGUCAACACUCCCGAUGCGCGAACGCGGACAUCGACCGUCUUAGGGGGGCGCAAAGGCUUGCAGCCCUUAAAGCUGCCCCCACUCAAUUUGUUGCCGUUGGGGACACCUAUGGCGGCUAAGAUUGAUGCGCUCAAGGAUAGAGACGAGGAGCGCAAUGCCCAUACCCCAUCUAACCAGGUUAUAUCAAAAACGCCGGGUACUCCGAUGACAGCAUCCAAAGCGAAUUUCUGGUACCAUGACGAGGAUGAAAAGCUACCUCUGACUCAGGCUCGGAGCAGCACCUCGCACUUUGCUGUCAGUUCUUCGACUGCCGCUGUACGGGCUGCAAGCAGCACAAGCGCUUUCGAGUCUUUCGACACUCCAAACUCAUCCUCCCCCCGCAACAUAUCUCCUUAUGCUUCAUACACAUUGCCCAAGAGCGGCACCGAGAUGAAUCAUCUCCGUCACCAAGUCAGCGCAGACUACUCGAACCGGAACCAGGCGCACAAGCUCACCGGACCUCGGCCGCAGACGCAGACUGCCGUGUUCACACCUGCUCCAGAACGACUUAGCCAAAUCUCUACCCCUUCAGAGCCCGAAAGUGUCACCGCAUCGAGCUCAUCACUACGAGACCGACUCAAAGUAGCGCGUCUUCGCAGCAACUCUAAGGCGCAGAAGGCUGACCAUGAUACUGACCCUACAAAGCUCAAUCAUAUGCCGCCUCCCAAACUCCCGGCUUCUGCAACAUGGAAUAAUCUGACGUCCAUCAACUCAACGAGUCCUAACCCCAAGCCAUCGUAUCUCAAUCCCCGCCGGCAAUCAUCCGUUUCAAGUGGUACAAAUCCGGCGGCUCGCAAGCCAAGUGUCAGUAGUGACAGGAGCCUUGCCUUGGAGCCAACUGUUUCCCAUGAGUCUGGCGAUAGUGAUCGCUCUAAGCGCUCGCACAGCUCUUACAUCUCUCCUGUUCACAAAAUGAUCAGCAAUGCUAGAUCUAGCACUGCGGCUUCGGCUGCUCCGCGGUCUACCGAUGGCGCGGUUGAUGUCGAUGUAAUUAUUGCAGACGAAGAGAUGAAACGACUGGGAUCUAAGAGGAAGGACUUUGAGAAGGCUGCCAGAGUGCUGGACGAUUUGCGCCGCAAGGCUGGGCCGAAGGAUCGCGUCAGCCCCGCCCAAGCUUUGAAAAUGGCUACUCUCAACAUCUUUGAACGUGGCGAGAUCAUCGACUAUCGUGACAUCUUCUUCUGUGGUACGCAAACUGCCAAGAAACACGUUGGGGACCUGCAUUCUGGUGCUGCAAACUUUGGAUAUGACGAUGACCGCGGCGACUACAAUAUUGUGAUGGGUGAUCAUCUGGCCUAUCGGUACGAGGUCGUUGAUGUCCUCGGCAAGGGAAGUUUCGGACAGGUUGUGAGAUGUGUCGAUCAUAAGACGGGCGCCUUGGUUGCAAUCAAAAUAAUUCGCAAUAAGAAGCGCUUCCACCAGCAAGCUCUGAUCGAGGUCAACCUUCUCCAAAAGCUCAAGGAAUGGGACCCUCACGGCAAACACAGUGUGGUCAACUUUACCCAAAGCUUCUACUUCCGAGGCCAUCUGUGUAUCUCGACUGAGCUUCUCGGAAUGAACCUUUACGAGUUCAUCAAAGCGCACGAGUUCCGAGGAUUCUCAUUGAAGCUGAUUCGUGUCUUCACGAAGCAGAUGCUGAGCAGUCUGGUGUUGCUGCAUGCAAAGAAAGUCAUCCACUGUGACCUGAAGCCCGAGAACAUCCUUUUAGUUCACCCGAUGAACUCUGAGAUUCGUGUCAUUGACUUUGGUUCAAGUUGCUUUGAAAAUGAGAAGGUUUAUACCUACAUUCAAAGUCGCUUCUACCGCUCGCCGGAAGUGAUCCUCGGAAUGUCCUAUGGCAUGCCGAUUGAUAUGUGGAGUUUGGGUUGCAUUUUGGCUGAGCUUUUCACUGGCUAUCCCAUCUUCCCUGGCGAGAAUGAGCAGGAACAACUUGCCUGCAUUAUGGAAGUGUUUGGUCCUCCGGAAAAGCAUCUCAUCGAGAAGAGCUCUCGCAAGAAGCUUUUCUUUGAUUCUCUGGGCAAGCCUCGCUUGACGGUUUCGUCUAAGGGCCGUCGACGUCGGCCUAGCUCGAAGGAACUACGCCAGGCCCUGAAGUGCGAUGAUGAGGCCUUCCUCGAUUUCAUUACUCGCUGCCUUCGGUGGGACCCUGCUCGUCGAAUCUCGCCCCACGAUGCGUUGAAACACGAGUUCCUUACCGGCGCGUCGUCUUCCUCUCGUCCGCUGCCCGAUCCUCCAGGUGCCACGCUGAAAAGCGGGUUCUCCCGCCGCGACAUCUCAGGCACUUCCCCCGUCAAGGGUGGGAAGCGCCACUCUACUGUCAACGGUCCCCCUCCGUCCAGCCCCGGCAAGCGAGGCUCGAGCAACGUCACCAGCUCAGGCUCAGCACUGCCUCGUGUCUCAGCACGGAGUAUCAGCGGGAAGCCGGACCUCGCUACUGCGGCGGCUGCGACAAGCCUGAAGAAAUGA